This is a messenger RNA of Xylaria bambusicola, 612 nucleotides long. RefSeq lists its product as uncharacterized. The record is from RefSeq and is a predicted model, not a curated record. The coding region runs from base 1 to 612 and encodes 203 amino acids. The transcript has 2 exons. Lineage: Eukaryota; Fungi; Ascomycota; Sordariomycetes; Xylariales; Xylariaceae.
AUGCAAGGCCCACCAAAUCAUAGAGCCGAGGAUUUCGAGCAACUACGACUGCGGAAAUGCCCAUUUCUUUUGGACACUAUCAAGUGGAAAUCAGCUACUAAACUGGGUGAUGGAUAUGAUGGAUGUGUUUGGAAGGUUGAAUUUGGGAAUGAAGGCACUUUUGUUCUAAAAGUUGAGGCCCAGCAGCGACAAGCAGUGGAAAGCCUUCGUGCCGUCUUGUCAUACUCCCCGCCCAUACGGAGGUGUUAUGGGUGGCUUGAUUUCGAUGGCGAUCUUAUCAAACGUAUACCAUAUCAAAUAAAGCCGCAGCCCCGCAAACGGGACAAGCCUCCGCAUAGUAUAUCACCUGGAAACGUCUACCAUGCUAUUAUCUAUAAAUAUAUUUCAGAAGAUGAUAACGAGCUGGCGUCGGUCAAAGCUCUAUUGCGAUUUUUUCACCUUAUUGGCUUUAGCUUCACAUGCUCGCCAAGAAUCGAAAACUGGAAAGGGGGCAGAUUAAUUGAUGGCUUGGAUAUUGUUUAUCCGGGCGGCGUCGGUUGGGAUUUACAAUACUAUGGGUCUCCACGUAUUACAGCCGCAUUACUAAGGUCGGACCCAAGACCAAAAGUAUAG